AUGCGCACAUCGUCGCGUUUUAUCCAAGUGGAAACAACAUUGAUAAUUGAGAAACUAUUAGUAGUAUAUACUGUUUUUGUUCAAUCUUUUGGAGUCUAUUACCAUGGUCAAGUGAAAAAACAAACCGCUUAUUUACAGUAUCAUGUGAUGAAAUGCCAACAACAAAAUACUGGCACGUUAAAAGUUAAUAAUAAUAAUAAUAAUAAUAAUAAUUAUAAUACGAAUGAUAAUGAACAAAUAUGGAUAUUGCGUGAACCAUAUAAAACAAUGUCAAAAUGUAAAGCAGCUCUUGUCGAUCGUUUUAAUAUUACACGUUCAUUAGAAAGUUUGACAAAUCGUCGUGGAUUAUUGUUAUCAGCAAAAUCGUGUACACUUCCAGAUACGGAUAAUUUAUUAUUACAGGUUAUGACAAGUUAG
This is a messenger RNA of Didymodactylos carnosus, 417 nucleotides long. NCBI's taxonomy places the organism in Eukaryota, Metazoa, Rotifera, Eurotatoria, Philodinida, Philodinidae. The record is from the annotation of a GenBank genome assembly.